UGUUAGAUAAAUGCCUGCUGUAGUUAUGGACAUUGAAGUACCCAGUUGCUCUAGAAAACAAGUAACUGAUGAUGUCAUAGAAAAUGUUCAUAUUUCAUCUCAGAAUCUGCUUUUUGAUGUGAAUCUUGACUCUGCUGAAAAUUCUGAUAUAUUCAAUGAAAUGCCAAGUUUGGACCAGGAGGCAAGUAAAUCAGACUUUGAGUUGCUACCUUCAAUUGGACCUCUGCACCGAAAUCCAAAAGAUAUUGAAAGCCCUUCAGCUUCAAAUGGAUGUUGUGGUUUUUAUAACUUGGGAAACACUUGUUUCAUGAAUGCAGGACUUCAAUGUUUAUUUUGCAAUAUGCAUCUUGUUAAAUAUUUCCAUGAACAAUUUGUGUUUGAUGAUCUAACCAAAGAUACACUUACUGGGAAAUUUUGUCAGUUAGUUAGGAAAGUAUGGAGUGGACAUUUUUCACUUAUCCAUCCUUUGGACUUCAAAAAUACACUUGGAAUGUAUUAUCCUCAAUUCCAAGAUUUCAGACAGCAUGACUGCCAAGAAUUUGUUACAUUGCUUUUAGAUAAUCUUCAUGAAUCACUAAAUAAUGUGUGCUGUAACAACAGGAAUAUUUUUCAAAAUCCACUGCCUACCUCUGAUUUUGUUAAACCACAAGGCUAUCCACUUGUUGAUGAUGCCGUUACAUCAAGUGUAGUAGCCCUCUCAUCUUUUUCUUCAACAGUGCCUUCAUCAUGUCAAAGUACUGCUGAAGGAACUAAAGUAUUGUCAUCAGGAUUACAGCUUCAAAACCAGAACAACAGCCAUGUAUCAAGUUCUCAGAUAGAUAUACAUCGAACAACCGAGUGCAAUUCAUUAUCAAAAAACCCAACAAAACUGUCCAUGGGUAACACUAUCAUUUAUCAAAACUGUAAUAGCAGCCUGAAGAAACCAUUUCAUUUCACUGAAAACCAGUUGUACACGGAGAGUAACAAUACCAACUCAGCUUCACUAACCAUCAACCACAGUAAUACUAGUCAUGAACAAGAACUAGUAGCUAGUAGUUGCAGUACUGAGGUAACCUCUGUUUGUAGUGAACUCAGUACUGACAAAGGUAAAGCGCAAAUCUCUUCAUUACGCAACUUUGAAAGGUCUCCUAACAAAGACACUAAUAAAAUGCUUACAGUUGAGAGUCGUGUUAGCUCCUCAACACAGCCAUUGCGUUGCGCUGCCAACAGUAGCAGUGAAGAAGCAACUGUCAUCAACAGAAGGGCAAUCAAUUUUGCAAGUAACAACCAAUCUUUAAUGCAACCUUGCUCUCAACCAACUGCUGUGCAAUUUAAUGAUCAAUCUUUUGUCGACAGCACUAAUGUUAAUGGAGAGUCAACCACAACACUAGCCCUUGGUCUCAAAUGUCUACCAAGUCUGGAGGAUUUCUAUGCCAAAGAAACAAAAACUCUCAAUACUAAUAUGCUAGCUUCAGAAUCUGAGGAACAAAUCAAGACUGAUUCAGAAAAGUUUAUAAAAUCUGAUAAUCGAAUUCGGGGAAAUCCUGAAAAUUGUGAUAACAAUAUAGAACAAAUCAUUGGAGCUGAGGCUGCUAAAGCUGAGCUUGCCCCUGGCAUAGAAAAGCUAAAAGACAUUAAUAUUAGACUUGAUAAGAAAACAAGGUGUCACCAAAACUACCCUUGCACAUCGGGACUUCCCUAUGAAGAUUGGUCUAAUAUUAACAAUAUAAAAAGAAUCAAAAUAGAGUCAGAUGUUGAUGAGAAAAACAUGAAGAGGCAAGCUCUUCAAAAGUUUAACUUGGAACAAAGCACAUUGAGAAGUGAUGAAGUAAUGACUACACCAAGCUGCUCUGUGACUUUAGAAGAUGAUGAUGAAGAAGAAGAGGAAGAGGAGCGAGAUGAGGAUGAUGAAGAAGAAGAAGCAAUGAGUGGUGGAGAAGAGUCAGUCAUAGAAAGACAGGAUUCUGAGUGGCUGGAAGAAAAGCAGGCCAGUAAACAUCAAAGUUCUAAUGAAAUCAACAGAAAUUUACCACUGGCAGAACAUUGCAGGCUGAAAGAAGGCCUCACUGCUGCUGAUGUAGAUGCUGCUAAUCUUUCUUGGGAAAGCCAUUUAGUCAAGAAUAACAGUAUUGUGGUCAGUACAUUCCAUGGACAAUUCAAAAAUACUGUGAUCUGCUCUGAGUGUUGCCAUGUAUCUGUAACUUAUGAGCCUUUUAUGUAUUUGUCAGUACCAAUACCUCAUGCUAUGGAACGCCAACUCUGUGUUAUAUUUAUCACACAAACCCGUACUAUUCCGCCCAUACGGUAUCUCUUAAAACUGCACAAAAAUGACAACAUUUAUAAAGCCAAAACUGAACUGCGAAAGACGGCAGGCCAGCAAAACUGUGAUAUCAUCAUGGUUGAAGUAGUUAACAAUUACAUUUCACGAGUCCUUGAUGACAAUAUAUUGCUCCGGUUUGUCAAUGAUUCUGCUCGAAAAAUUUAUGCCUUUCAAAUGGCUGUUCCUCCUAAUUCACUGGACAGUUCCCCAUCAGACAAUUUAGGAAAGCUGCCAACAGUUAACUCCAGUUUAGCUACUAAAGAAAGCAUUGCCACCAAACAAACUAGUUCUUCAAAAUCUCCUGACAUUUUUUCAAAUAUGGAUACUUUCUGCCCCAGUAACUGUUCACCACAGAAGACAACAUCAAUGAGCACAACAGUAUCUGAUGUAACUCCACAGUCAAAUGAUAGUAACCUUCCACUAUUAUCACAGCCAUCUUUGGAUCCUGUAUUAACUCCUCUGAGCCAGUCUACAUUAACAACAAGCAUGUCUACCUCUGCAUUCCCUGAUUCAAUUGUGACAGAUGAUGCUCAUGUUUGUGAUUCUUCAUCAGUUACAACUCAGUCCAAAACUAAUGAUCCUGAUCCAGACUCUAUGCAAACUGACCAAAUAUGGGAUUGGUCUUUGACAACAGAUAAUUCCAAAAGGCCAGCCAUUCCAAUGAGUUGGGAGUCUGCACCCUCUGCGAAUUUAUCAUCCAUUGCUGAACACUGGCGAUCUUGUGCCAUCUGUUUGGAGGAAUUACUUGAUACAAGUUUAAUGGUGCACACAUCUUGCAGUGGCACUUUUUGUCAUAGUUGUCUUGAAAUGUCACUGAAACACCAUAGUGUUUUCUCUUAUACUUGCCCUGUGUGUCUUGCUUUCGUAAAUCCUUCUGUGGAAUUUGUCCCAUUGGCUGAUCCAGACAGCAAAAGGUUAAGAACAAGAAUCUUAGCUGUGCCACUGACUUUCCGAUGUCUAAGUAAAUCAAAUCCUGAACAACAGCAAUUGAUUGGUCAUCCCCACAUCUUAUACCUUCCUAACAACAUUAGUGGUGGCACUUUGUAUAAUUGUGUUGACCAAAUAGUCCAUACAGCCCUGCAAUACACAAUCGCUUUUACCAUGGAAGAGGUUUGUACUACUUCUGUUUGUAGAUUCUUACAUUUAUUCUUAUAUUUUAUUUUAACAUUCAUUAAUAUUUUUUUCUCUUUCUCUUGUUUUAUCUUCAAGGGUCUACAGUGUUCUCGAUGUCCAUCAGUAAACCAAUGUGUUGGUUGUGUUGUCCAGCGCACUGGUCAAGUUACUCUCCAACCUGGUGAUCAUCUUACCAUUACUUUUGUUACUGUUCCUGCUGAACAGGGUCAGCUCUUGGAGCAGAGUGUAAUUGAUCAUGAAUCUAUGGAAAACCUACGUCCAAAUACUCCAAUGUCUCUUUAUGAUUGUUUCACAGCAUUUAUGCAAAGUGAAACACUAGAUGAGCACAAUCCUUGGUAUUGUCCAAACUGCUCCAAGAACUGCCGUGCUAAGAAAACAAUGACUGUCUGGCGAUAUCCUGAUAAUCUUAUUAUAUAUCUAAAACGGUUUGUAUUUCAUGAACUUACAAGUACCAAAAUUGACAAUUUAGUGACAUUCCCUCUUGAAGAUUUAGACCUUAGUCAGUUCACUUCUGGUCCUCACACCAAGAACUUGCUUUAUGACCUACACAGUUUUGUGUGCCAUUUUGGAGGAUCUAAUUCUGGUCACUACACCUGUUACAGUAAACAUCCUAUUGAAAACAACUGGUACUACUAUAAUGAUGAGAAUGUUAGCCAGCACAUGCCGAGAGAUGACCAUUUGAGUAGCGCUUAUGUUUUGUUCUAUGUACGACAAGAUACUAACAUUUCCUUCAAGAUUCCUGAUAAGUCCAGUUACCAUUUUAUUGAUUCCGUAUCACACAGUCCUUCAUCACUCACAGAAACAACUCAAAAUAUUGAAAAAAAUGAAUCAAGAACUCAGUCAAUGGCAUUAGUACUUUACCAACCACAACCUAUGCGAGCUGACAGUGCAUUAUAUGAGCUUCCAAAAGAGGUUCCUAAAGAUAAAGACACUAGUUUGUCACCAACGCAUACAGAAAAAACACCCACCGAACAAACAGAACCUGAUAGCACCUAUGAUUUCUAUUCCUAAACUCACUUAUGUUCUUUAAGUUUUGAUUAACAAUGCUCCUGUGUCAAUCAUGAGAGAAGGCAUUAAAACAAGACGAUCUUCCCCAACAGUCAUCAACAAGCUACCAUUGUCUGUAUACCAAAAAGUAUUUUCAGGAUUUAAUGUGAUGAAAACCAUCUGUACCAUUUGGAAAAUUGAUCAGAAAAAAUUUGUACUGACAUCUCCAGAAAACUUACAAACAAAUAUUUUCAGUUAUCAGUAUUAGCUAAAUUCAACUCAGUUUUGCAUUAUCAUGCUGAUAUGAUUUUGCUCACCUGCUGUAAUUAGUGGAAUUUUUGUUAAAAAUACUUUGAUACUAAAAUAACAAUAUAUCUAUCAUUAUUUAUUUAGUCUUUAUAUAUUGGUACAUCUAAGGUGAAUAUAUCAUUAAGUGUGACUAUAAAAAUCUUAACACUUUCUUAUACUUCUAACUGCCUGUGCAUCAGGUACUGCAUCUUACUACUUUCUACUUAAUUCCCAAUAUUUUCAGCUUUAAUGUCCAUUUUCUUAAAACUCUUAAUAAAAAUAAUUCAACAUAUUUUCAACAUACAUUGAUUGCGAUAUAUCGUAUGUGAUUUGUGGUGACUGUUGAAUGUGUACGUCUGUACAAAUGCAUCUGUUAUACAUGCUCAUAUAAAUUUCAUGUAUUAAUGCAUAACAGUUUAAUUAAAUAAUUUAUCUUACAUGUGUAUAUGCAGAAAUGGCUGUAAAUAUAUUUAUUUGCAGAAAUCUGCAUGUGAUUACAUGUAGAUAGUUUUAAAGUUCAGUAAACAUGAAUGUAAGAUAACAUGCAAUAUUUAUCAAAUUGAUAUCAUAUUCUUCUGUUUCUUAUUUAUUGCUUUUCUUCUAAAAACAUAUUUAUUUAAACUAAAAUUUUGGUGGCUAUUUGACUUUAAACACUCUACGGUCUUCCAGGUCACCAGAAAGAUCACAGUGUGAAAUUAGAGAAGUGACCACAAUGCCAGUUUAAAUAAAUAUUUGAAUAAAAUUUUCACCACAUCAUAA
Octopus sinensis (East Asian common octopus) is the source of this 5467-nucleotide messenger RNA. RefSeq lists its product as uncharacterized. Gene Ontology annotation, biological process: protein deubiquitination. The transcript is spliced from 16 exons. Gene Ontology annotation, molecular function: cysteine-type deubiquitinase activity. The coding region runs from base 11 to 4444 and encodes 1477 amino acids. NCBI's taxonomy places the organism in Eukaryota, Metazoa, Mollusca, Cephalopoda, Octopoda, Octopodidae. The record is from RefSeq and is a predicted model, not a curated record.